AUGGCGCAUACGGCAAAUGUGGCGCUCGUGCCCGGGAACACUAAAAAAAAGAAUCCACCUCCGCCACUACCACCGCGGCUAUUUGUCCCACUCUGGCGCUUUCUCACCGUCGAGUUGUUGAUUUACGCGGUGUGCCACAUCGUGUGUCUCGGGCUCGCGCUCUUUGCCGCCACUGACGUGUCCCUUUCUGACCUGGUCCGGGGGAUGCUGCGACAGCUCCGGGGGCCGCCGCAAGAGCAGCCCCCGUCGGAUCGAAGCCCCUUUGAAGUGCUGCGGGGGUACAGGCAGGCAGCGGCUUCGGGGCCGGUGUUGCCGUCGCAUGAAGUCAACUCUGACCUUCUUCUUACACUGCUGGUGCCUUUUUCACUUCAUGCCUUUUUCCUUGCUCUCAUGCGCCGCAUUGAGGACGUUGGGGCGGAUGAAAGGCGGAAGCAGGAGGAGGAGGCAGGCACGGAGCCCUCGCAGGCAACAGGUCCUACCAACGGCGAUAAAGGUGCGGGUACGGUGCGACCGUGGUGGAUGGUGGACUGUGAUCUCCUCAUGAAGCACACCCUUAUUGGGUUUACCUGCGUUCUCUGCCCCCUCAUUCCAAUCUGUGUCUUCCCACAGGAGGCAAGCGAGGUGCGUGGCCUGGGACCGGCUGCAGGCUUGCUGUCGAUUGCGGUGGGUAUGUGCGUGCUGGAGGUGCACGGUGGAAUGCGCGGGGUGCGAACGACGUUUAACUGCUUUCAGGCACUUAUAAUUGCUGGAGUCGUUGUGCUUGUUGCGGUGGCGCACUUGUGCCCUAAGGAGUAG
This is a messenger RNA of Trypanosoma rangeli, 795 nucleotides long. RefSeq lists its product as uncharacterized. Bases 1 to 795 code for a protein of 264 amino acids. The record is from RefSeq and is a predicted model, not a curated record. NCBI's taxonomy places the organism in Eukaryota, Euglenozoa, Kinetoplastea, Trypanosomatida, Trypanosomatidae. The transcript has a single exon.